AUGGCCUCUAUAGAGGAUACCAUGACUGAUUUUGUGGCACUUAUACACAUUGCUUUAAAUGCAGAUUUUAAGCUCACAGCCAGUCCUAUGUUCCUUUUUAGUGGAGUGUAUGUUCUACGGUAUGUCUGUAUUACACCAACUAAACAAGUCUGCAGAAUGUGUUGCUUUAUAACAGCUCCAUAAUAAUAAUACAACUUUGAGCUUGUGUCUUUCCAUUAUAACCAAAUCCUUUGUGAGAAUAUGCCUGUGGCUUUCGAUAAGCAAAACAAGUUAUCAUUUGGUUCAUUGUCCAGUUCAUUUGUCUAUUGAAUGUGGUUCUUUUUUUUUUUUUUUUACACUAAUACUGAUGGAACACAUAAGUAAAACAACCAAAAAUAUGGAAACAUAUUGUCAGUUUUACUUAUUUUUUAUUUUGCUGUAUGUCACUUUAUUAGCCUGUGUAGCUUUAUACAUUUGACUUGUAUGGUUUGUUUGUUUUUUUGUGUGCUUUUGUUUUUACAUUUUGGCGCGAUUUAAUACUUUUCACGUGUGUAUUGCAGUUUAGACUUUCUGCCUCUUCUUUUGUGCCUGCUUGGAAUAUUCACCCUAUCUAAUAUUAUACAUGACUUUGUAUUAAUGAAACACAUAGCUUACUGCUAACUCCUUAUGAACAAAUAAUGGCCCUAUCUGGAAACUCAAGUUAUAGUGCAAGCUUCUUAGUUAUGCUUUAACCAGAAUUCCUCUUUGUUUAGUGUAAUUUAUCAACCAAGGUUAUAACGUUCAUUUAGAGUAUGUGGUAAAAUUCUACAGGGAAUAAAAAUGCUUUGCUGGGAUCAGUAGGGGAUCCCACCAAUGCUUCCACUCUUCUCAAUAGAAUUACUAGCAAUUAGUGAUGUUCCGAACGGUUCGCCGAAUGGUUCGCGAACGGUUUGCCUUGAACGGUUCGCCACGGACUCAUCAUUGAGUAAACUUUGACCCUGUACCUCACAGUCAGCAGACACAUUCCAGCCAAUCAGCAGCAGACCCUCCCUCCCAGACCCUCCCACCUCCUGGACAGCUCACUAAGAAUGCAGCUUCAAAAUGGAUGCUGUCCAGGAGGUGGGAGGGUCUGGGAGGGAGGGUCUGCUGCUGAUUGGCUGGAAUGUGUCUGCUGACUGUGAGGUACAGGGUCAAAGUUUACUCAAUGAUGAGUCCGUGGCGAACGGUUGUUUGCGAACCGUUCGGGACAUCACUACUAGCAAUAAACAGGGUGUAUGCAGAGAUAUAAUCAGAUUAUUUUUAUUUAUACCAUGUUAAAACAUACAUUGACUGGUGAAACAGACAAUAUUGUGUUAACACAAUGUAAUAGUGGAGAUCAGCCUCCCUUAUGGUUUGAAAAACAUGCCUACAUACAUUAUUAAGCUUUCUUAAACACAAGGAAAGAAUAUGCAUGCAACAUUAUAACAGAAAAUGUAAGCCUUUAAUUCACCUUUAAAAUAUGGUAUUAAUCAAUGUAUAAAAUGUGAAUUAUUAUGUAUUAAUUAACAUAAAAUAGAUAAGGUGUGCAUUUACUAGUACAAAAAGUGUGAUCAUUUGUUUAAAUUAAAGUAUUACAUUUUAUCUCUGUUCAAACCUGCACAUUCUAAGGGUCUCCAAAUCGAUAAUUUAUGUUAAAGGGACCCUAUAGUCACCAGAACAACUACAGCUUAUUUUAGUUGUUCUGGGGAGUAUAAUCAGUCCCUUCAGGCAAUUUGCAGUUAACACUUGUUUCGGAGAAAAGACAGUGUUUAAUAUACAGCCUAGGUAAACCUCCACUGGCCACUCCGCAUGUGGCUACUAGAGGUGCUUCCAGGGGCAGUGCUGCACACUGCAGCACUGCCAUUCAGUGUCUCCACCCUCUGCAUGGAUACACUAAACUUUUCUCAUAGAGAUGCAUUGAUUAAAUGCAUCUCUUUGAAGAGAUGCUGAUUGGCCAGGGGUGUUUUUGACUUGUGCUGGCUCUGCCUCCUUGACAGUAUCAGCCAAUCCAAUAGGAAAGCAUUGUUAUUGGCUCAGAGAAUCACUUCUGAUGAUGCCAGCCAAGCAGACAGAUCAUGGGCAGAGCUAGCAGCAGACUUGAAUAAAAGUAAGAUUGUACUAUAUUAAGCAGGGCUUGGUGGUGGUUUUAACACUGUAGGAAUACAUUUGUGUUCCUGACCCUAUACUUUAACUCCCGCUGGAUUGCUCGAAUAUCUAACUAUAGGAUGCUAGAGUAAUACCGAUUUAUUCUUCUAGAUUGUAAAACUUGAAGAAAACAUUGAGAAGUUGACUGAAAAAAUACAAAGGUAUGUUCAUUAUAGUUUAUUUUUACUAUCAACUCAAAGGAUGUGUAAUAGUUACAAUUUGACUGAAACCUGGAGCUGUCAAUAAGAAUUUUCAAAAACUUGCUUCUCCUCACUCACAUACUAAUUAUCCUGACCAGUGACUGGGCAAUUAACAUCUCAUUUGAUAAAAACCUUUUUCAUUUUAUAUCCGACCUCUCCUAUUUGUUUGUGCUAUCCUCACCAUUCCCUCUUCCAUCUUUUCCCAAAAUAACAUAUAUUUUUCAGUUUAUAUUAGUUUACUAUUUAUUUAGGUCUUAAGUUUGAAAAUUCUUCCAAUCCACUUACAAUGUUCUAAAUUUUGAGGAGCACUGUUUAUGCAUUUUCACCUAUAGAGAAUUGAACGAAGUAUAAAAUGUUUUUCCUAGAUCAUAUUUUCAGGCACAAAUUUAAUCUGUCAUCUUGCAGUUGUUGUGUCACCCUAGUGUCAUAAAAUUACACGUAAUGACCUCUAUUCACCAACUCCCCAGUCUGGUCAGGAUUUAUGGCUCUGAUUACCAGGCCUGUGGAGUCAAAAUUAAAGUUGUGGAGUCGGAGUGUGGAGCAAUUUUAAGUGGAUUUGAAGUUGAAUAUAAACUAUUUAAAAUAAAUACUAUUUUAUGAGGGCAUGUAAUGCAAAUGCAUUUUGUUUGCAUAAAAAGGAUGAGUUAAAGCUACUUAUUGUGAUUUUGAAACUAAGAGGUAAUGCACAUUUAUUGGUGGGAGAGCAUACACACAUCUCUCUCACAGCUCUAUUGAAUAAACAGAGGCACAUCCAACAAGUUUAAAACAAAAUGUUUUGGUUUUCAGCAUAGUAACAUCCAUUCCUAUAAAAUUCAAAAUACUAUAAAUACAUAUCAAAAAUCCCACUUUUAAUUCACUACUACAUACUGACCCUGUAACAUUGAACCUAAAUGUAUUUGUUCAAAUGCAGAAAAAAAAUUACCUCUCUUCAAAACUUGCCAGCUUUAUUUUAUGUAGCAAUUUUUUCGUUUGUACAAAUUACUGCAGCCAAUUAUUUUGUUACUUAUUGUUUUACAGUGUCAGCCAAAAACCUACCCCGUCGUCUUAUCGAAUUCAAGUUCCAAAUACAGUAAAAACAUCUAGCUCACGUAAGCAGACAUCCAUAAACUGUAAAAUAUGUAAUUUUUGAGAGUAUUUAAUUAAAGGGUUACUAUUAGUGAUGUCCCGAACGGUUCGCCGAACGGUUCGCCACGGACUCAUCAUUGAGUAAACUUUGACCCUGUACCUCACAGUCAGCAGACACAGUACAGCCAAUCAGCAGCAGACCCUCCCUCCCAGACCCUCCCACCUCCUGGACAGCAUCCAUUUUGAAGCUGCAUUCUUAGUGAGCUGUCCAGGAGGUGGGAGGGUCUGGGAGGAAGGGUCUGCUGCUGAUAGGCUGGAAUGUGUCUGCUGACUGUGAGGUACAGGGUCAAAGUUUACUCAAUGAUGAGUCCGUGGCGAACCGUUCGUGGCGAACCGUUCGUGGCAAACCGUUCGUGGCAAACCGUUCGUGGCGAACCGUUCGCGAACCGUUCGGCGAACCGUUCGGGACAUCACUAGUCACUAUAGACUAGAUUUGAUCAGUAAGCAGUGCAUUAAAAAUAUGUAAAAGCAAUUAAUAUGUAAAUAGUAAUUCAUAUUUGAAGUUCCUGCCUUUCCUGCAAAACUCCAAAAAGGCAAUGAGCUCUCAAACAAACAGGAAGUGAUUGUACUACUGAGCUUAUCCCAUAAGAAGUGCCUUAUGGAGAAAGCAAUAGUUUAUGGGAGUUGUAGUUUGAAUGACAGUUUUUUUUUUUUAGUGUAGAACUGCAACUACAGAACUUCAGAAACCUGAAAUGUCAUAACAUCAUGUACAACAAUAUGAAAAAGGGAAACACGGCAUGGAAACAUGGGAAGAAAGCACAGAAAUGGGGUGUGCUUAUGCAUCAUAGUUUAGUAAAAUAUUGGAUGGACGCUAUAGGUAACCAGAGGACUUCAGCUCAUUGUGGUCUGGGUGUAGUGCCCCUGUUCCCUUAACCCUGCAGUGGUAAUUAUUGCAAUUUUUAUAAACUUCAAUAAUUACCUGCCAAGGUUAAGUCCACCUCUUGUGGCUGUCUACUAGACAGCCCUAGAGGGACUUCCGGGUCGUUAGGCUACUUUUCGCUAUGCAUGAGAACAUCCAGCGUCUCUUGAAACCCCAUAGGGGAAAGCAUUAUACAAUGCCUUCCAGUGGAGGAAGUCCUAAUGCGGCAUUACUUCCCCGGCGGGGGAGGAACAGAGAUGGAGCAUGAACCAGCGCCAAGGGACAACUGCGCUGGAAUCAGGUAAGUGACAGAAGGGGGUAUUAACUAUAGAAAACCUGCUCAACAUAACUUAAAGGAGCACCAUAGUCAAACUAUAAAAGCAAGAAAGACAGGUCCCCUAGCCUUUAUUCUUGCUUUUAUAUUAUUUUUCUAUUAAAAUUUGAGUGCUUUUUAUCAUAUAAACUUACCUCCAUUCCAGCGCCGAGCUCGUUGGCAUGCCACGCCCCCUUUUCCAGUCAAAAUGACAAAAUAGCACUGCUCAAUCAGACUCUCUUGGAGAAGCGUCAUCGCUCUCUGAUGCGCAUGCGCGGCUUGCCGCUGCCACUCUAUGAAUGAACUGAGCGCUCUACCGCACAUGUGUGCGGUAUGCGCGUUUAUCUCGCUGAGCUGACAGACAGCUCAGCUCACUGUUUAAGCCCGCCCCCUUCCUCCUGUAACUCUCAUUAGCCCAAAGUUUGUGUACAAACACUAUAUAUAGAGAUAACUCUAUAUAUAGUGUUUGUAUACAAACACACACUUUGUUAGUAAAUAUUGUAAACAUACACACACACACUAUAUCUAUCUAUAUCUAUUUCUAUCUAUGUCUAUUUCUACCUCUAUUCCUAUCUAUCGAUCUGACUCAGUCACUCAGGCUCACACUCACUCACUUACUUUUACUUACUUACACUCUCACUUUUACUCACUGUCACUCACUUACUUUUUCUCUCUCACUUUUACUCACACUCACUGUCUCACUCUCUCCCACUUUUACUCACUAUUUUACUAACUCACAUUCACUUUCUCUCACUCUUACUUUUACUCACGCACGCUCUCUCACUUUUACUCACUUUCACUCACACACUCACUUUCUCACUUAGUCUCACUCACACUCUCUUUCACAAUCUCACUCUCACUCAUUCACUAGCACACUCACUCUUACUCACUCUCAUUCACUUAUUUAAAAAAAAAGUUUAUUUACUGUUUGAAGUCAGUGGAUCCUCCUGUUCGCUCUCCUGCCUUCAGCCUGUCAGCCAGAGCCGACCCAUUUUCAAUACCCUGGCUGAGGGAAGGAGGUUCUCACCCAAGAUUUGGCGCUACUCCAUCGUCCCUUUGAUGUGGAGAAGUUGCCCUGUACUCUUAGCAGAAAAACACCACCAAAGCAUAAUGUUUCCACCUCCAUGUUUGACGGUGAGGAUGGUGUUCUUGGGGUCACAUGCAGCAUUCCUCCUCCUCUAAAUACGGCAAGUUAAGUUGAUGUCAAAGAGCUUGAUUUUGGUCUCAUCACCCAGUUCUCGUCUGAAUCAUUCAGUUGUUCACUGGCAAACUUCAGAUGGGCCUAUACAUGUGCUUUCUUGAGCAGGGAGACCUUGCAGGUGCUACAGGAUUUGAUUCCUUCACGGCGUAGUGUGUUACCAAUUGUUUUCUUGGUGACUAUGAUCCCAGCUGCCUUGAGAUCAUUAACAAGAUCCUCCCGUGUAGUUCUAGGUUGAUUCCUCACCGUUCUCAUGAUCAUGGAAACUCCACGAGGUGAGAUCUGGCCUGGAGCACCAGACCGAGGGAGACGGACAGUUAUUUUGUUUCUUCUAUUUGCGAAUAGUCGCACCAACUGUUGUCACCUUCUCACCAAGCUGCUUGGCGAUGGUCUUGUAGUCCAUUCCAGCCUUGUGCAGGUCUACAAUCUUGUCCCUGACAUCCUUGGACAGCUCUUUGGCCAUGGGAUAGAGUUUGGAAUCUGAUUGAUUGCUUCUGUGGACAGGUGUCUUUUAUACAGGUAACGAGCUGAGAUUAGGAGCACUCUCUUUACACUUAAAAUUAACAUAUCACUAUUAAAUCACAUUUUACAGGCUUACAGCACCACGUCCUCACAACUUUUUCCAAUCAGCCACCUUUCCUUCCUCAAAGGUAUCAAGAAUAGAUCGACUUCCAACUAAGAAUAGCUUACCCUUAGACUGUACCAUAUUCAGGUACAGGUCAUAACCAUUGGAUAACUCCUUUAAUGUCCGGACUAACUCGGUCAUCUAGUAGCCAUUAACAUGACACUCUAGACAUGUGCAAUUCGUUUCGGUCCGAAUAUGAAUUCGGAUGAUAUUCGGGCAAUUCAGACAUUCAUGUACUUCCGAAUGUCCGAAUUGCUGAAUUGCCGAAGUGCCGAGGUCCCGAAGUUCCGAAAUUACCGAAUUUCCGAAGCGCCGAAGUUCUGAAGUGUCAAAAUGCCAAAGUGCCGAAGCUCAGUAUUGCCUAACUACUAAUAUACUUACCCAGUGAAAGAAGAAGAAUGUUAUAUAAAAUUUAAGUUACUUAGCCAGUCAAUGUAAUGACAGAAAUGAAUAAGUAGAUAACUCCCUAAUUCCCACGGUAUUAGGGAGCUAUCUCAAAAAGGCUGAAAGACCUGAAUUGGGGCAAAAUUUACUAAUACUAAGUAAUUUUUACUUAGUAUUAGUAAAUUUGUCUGAAAGACUAAUUUAGGUCUUUCAGCCUUUUGGUAGAUAACUCCCUAAUACCGUGGGAAUUAGGGAGUUAUCUACUAAGCGGCUGCAAGAGAAGUGCCGAAGUCCCGAAAUUCCGAAAUGCCGAAGUUUCGAAGUGUUGAAGUGCCGAAGUUGCCGAAUUUCUGAAGUGUCGAAGUUCCAAAGUGCUGAAGUGCCGAAGUUCCGAAGUGUUGAAGUGCUGAAUUGCCGAAGUCCCGAAUUGCGAAAGUCCCGAAUUUCGGAAUGCCGAACUGAACCGAAAAUUUUCCCCAUGCACAUGCCUAUCACACUCUACGGCCGCCUCAGACUCCGAGAGUCCACUGUGGUCUAUCAAUGAAUGUCAGCUCUGGUUUUCAAAACUAUCUAACAGAACCAUACAUGGUGACCACCACGUUAGGUCUUGACUCUCAUCCAAACCAACCACACAACUAUCUACCUACAAUUCCUCCGUAUCUACAAAGAAUCUCUGGGUUCUGGUUAUAUACUCAACUUAUUUCUAUCCCUAACACUUCAAAGACCGGGCAGAUAGAAUCCUCUGUUUACAGCACUUUACUUCACCUCCUGAAAAGAACUCAGGAAGCCUUUAAAUGUCUAGCAUUGUAAUAAAUUAUGAAUAAAGUGUGUUUUCUGCAAUAUCUUUUGCCCUCUUUAUUACAGGCCUACCCGUAAGUUGGUUUCAGCACACCACUACCAAUUUUCCCCCUUCCUCUCUAUUUUCAUAUGAAUUAAGUUCCGACUACAAAAAUAAAUAAAUAAAUAUAUAUAUAUAUAUAUAUAUAUAUAUAUAUAUAUAUCAUUAAAUACACAUAAAAAUACACUGCUAGACACACAAAUGCACACUGCCAAACACGUGCACAGAUUCAUACACAGUCAUACAUACACUGCCAGUAACAUACCGAUAUACAUUGCCAUACACAGAAAUAAGCACUGCCACACAUUGAUGCACAUAGAUACACUAGACCCAUCAGUAAAUACAAAGUGCCACAAAUACACUCUGCCAUGAACAGAUACACACUGCCACACACCCACUGCCAGCCACACACAAACAUACAGUUACGCAUGUUUUUAGACUCCCUCCUUCUUACCUGCCUUUUAGGUGGCUUCCCUGGGGUCUUGUGUUUGUGUUUUUUUUUUCCUACAACAAUAUUUCAGUAAAGCAGGAGGUGUGUAUAAUUGACAAGGAAAUUGUCAAUUUCAGAAUUUAAUAUUCUCCAAUUUAGCCCUUUCGGUUUAAAUGUUGUAAUCAUCUUCACUCAAACAUUCUAAUACCAUUUAAGCCUCUAAUUGAUGUUAAUAUAGAACCAGAAAAAAAACCCCAUCAAAACGUUUCACAAUUGAAUAAAUAAGUAUGAGUUUAUUUGUUUCCUGCCUUCUAACAAGAAACCAAUUGACUCUUUUUUAAGUUUCUUACUCUGUCUACUUUUAUAAAGAUGUUUUUAAAUCAUAUCAUAUUAUGUAUAGUACUAAGAUGAAAUGUUCACGGCUUUAUAAGCCUUUUAAUAAUAGUUCUCUUUUUUUUUUAUAUGCAGUUGCACAAUCAGAAAUCAAGUCUGGUUAUUCUCCCUAUUCUCUUCCAUUCCCAAGGCAACCUGCUUUUCAUAAGUAUGUAUGUGAGGUGGUAGAGAAAUAUAUUAUUUGAUGCUAUUUUUUAAAAUGGAACUUUCUUUUCCAUACUGUAAUUUAUGUUAUUUAUAAAACUGUUUUUUUGGGGUUUUUUUUAAUACAUACAAUCCAAUUAUGGGCUUUUUUCCAAUCUUGUCACUACUUGUAGCUACUUUUAGCAUGUAGCGGCUGUAUACAGACUGCAAAUGUUUACCGGCAGCAGCAGGGAGUUACAUAGUAGGUGAAUAGCUUUAAGUAGAGGCUAAUGACUUCCAUUAUUCUCUACUGGAACUGCUACAGUUUAUGACUGUUCUUCAACCUUGUCCCUACUGCUAAAUGAUUGCUGCUAACCUUCAAAACAGGAGUCAAGAAUUUUGCCUUGUACAAAGAAGUUAACAGCCAACUCCCUGAUAUAUCAUGUAGGAAAAAUGCAUGUUAGCUUUAUGGCUUUCCAUUGAAACCCAAUAAGCACAUAUAAGAUCAUAUUAACCCAUAUCAAAAAGCUGUAAAAAGUCUGCUCAUCACUUAAAUAAUUUAAAGAAACAGUAGUAAAAUUAAGGAAAAAAAGCAGACAUGAUAAAGACAUAAAAUUAUUCAUAUAAAUUCAUUUAAAAACUCAGUCUACCUACCCUCAACCUAAAACAGGGGCCAAUAUAUCUAAAAACCUUUCCAAAACAAUUAUACUCACCAUCACCUUACAUCUGUUCUUCAGUCUCAAAAAGGGGCAAAUACAUUUUUUUUAAAAUGCAUGUUGCAACAAAUGAAAAAAAAAAAAAAACUUGAUGGGAAUAAACAAAACAUCAGAAAAAUUCGGAACCGUUUCUAAAUAAAAAGUACCCGGUAAUCCAUCUUCACCCAUGGAGGGCUCCCCACAGACUUAUAUAGGCUUACACAUGCUAUCUCAGCUAUUUAAAAUUCCCACGCUUUGCAGUAUGACCACGAGCACUUUGGUUAGUAAGUAAACCAUUCAGAGUACUCUGACAGCCAAACCUUGAAAGAAAUCUCACUUCUACCAAGUCAUGAACUACUGGUAAAUGUGUAACGUCCUGGAAUCAGUGAGACUGUCCCAAAUUCAGGGUCCUGUCCUAUGUUUGCUCUCUGGUUUCCCCAGAUGUUGACAAAAAAAUUAAAGGCAAGCACAUCUGUUGAGUCCCAAAUCAAACACAAGGUAUUGAGCCAAGCAGCACUGAGUAAGGCUGGUCAGCUUGACUAUUUGUUAUCCUGGUUUGCAUUUGUGUCAGACAUGACUAUGAAGAACAACGUCCAACAGCUUUCUUCUUCAUAGGCCCACCCUUUGUGACUGUUUAGAAUAGGUCCUUAUUUCAUGGAAUGUUUAGUUAUUUUGCCGUAGCACAAUAAAACUCCCCACAGAAUGUUUGUGAGUGGUUGGACUUUCAAACCCAGUUAACUGGUUGGCAUUCAUAGGGUUAACAUAACUGUAACUGAUUUUAUCUUAAAAAUUAAUUGCGUUUGACUGUAUUGUGUGUGUAUACAUAAGCACGUGUGUAUAUUAUAUACGUUACUCUGUUUUAAAGGGACACUAUAGUCACCUGAACAACUACAGCUUAAUGUAGUUGUUCAGGUGAGAUCUAUAGCUCCCUGCAGGCAAUCUAAUGUAAACACUGUAUUUUCACAGAAAAUACAGUGUUUACAUUGAUUGAUAGGAAUACCUCCAGUGGCUGUCACUCAGACGGCCACCAGAGGGACAUCCUAUCAUGUAUGGCCCUAAAAAUGACAUGUACACGUCAGACGUAUUAAAAUACGUCUGACGUGUGGAGGAGAGAGAAGGCACUGUGUGCGCGCCUUCUCUCUCCUGCCUGUCAGCAGAGGAGAGGGGACGGGCAAAGACUGCGAGCUGAGCUGUCAGUCAGCUCAGCUCGCGGCCGCGCACACCGCGCGCAUGUGCGGUAGUGCGCUCAGGACUUCAUAGGGCGGCAUGAAUGCCGCCCAAUGAACUAUGUGCGCAUGUGCGGCAAAGCUCGCGCCCGCCUAUUUUGUAAUUUUAACGAAAUAGGGGGCGCAGCUUCACGAGGCUCCCGGCGCUGGAACCAGGUGAUUAAAAAGGGCUGCCUGUAGUGUCCCUUUAAUUAAAACUGGUCUAAGUAAUAUUAAUAUAUUUAAAUUAUAUUUAAACAGAGCUGGCAUAAUGGCCGUUGAACCAGAUACAUUGAAAAAGAACGUAAGUAUGUUUUCUUAAUUAAGCUUGUUGAGAUUCUGUGUCUUUCCUCUUGAGUUGUGAAUUCAACUUUUAAUUGUUGGUAUAAUGGGAAAUUAUCCUUUAAAUAACAUAAAUGUUUUAUAGUAUUUUAGUAAACUAACUCUUUGAGGUUACCACCUCUAAAUAAAUCUAUGCCAACAUGAGUGCUUUGCAAAUGAACCGUGUAAAGGUGCAGAGGUAAUUGAUUCUCAACCCAUGGAAAAGCAGAAUUGCAAAUUGACAAACAAUAGUUUGUUUUAGCUACGGAAAGUAAUAUUAUUCUUAAUAUUAUCAUUGCCAUGCACAACUUUACAAUAUGAUAAAGGGGUAAAUUUAACAGAUGAGACUAAAUGCUUCAAAUUUGACAGGAAAAAGAUGUUGAUUAGGACCCUACUCGAAUGAGCUUAAAAUCUAGUGAAGGUGUUUUAUAAAACACAUAUGGAAGGGCAGUGUGGGGUAUAGCAACCAAGUGACAGGGUGGGAAAGCAGUAGAAUUAGAAGAUUGGAGUGAAGAGAUAGGUUUGAGGAUUGACAGGUACCCUGGAAGACCAUAGCAUGUUCUGAAGAAAUUGGUUAUAAAGCACUUGUUAAAUGAUUAAAGUCUAUAAAAUAUAAGCCUGGGAGCAGCAUUCAUUAUGGACUGUAAAGAGACAGUAUGGUUUCCGUAGAGACCAUUUGGAAAUUACAGUGUUUUGCACAAAAGAAAAAACAUUGAUUUUUGUGAUUUUGUUUAAAAAAUAAGAGGCAGAAAAUAUUGUAGAAUACAUUAAAAUAAAACUAUUUUUUUUAUAGUUAAUUCAAACAUAGCAACCCUAUACCUACUCCUCACCUGGUUGCCGCCACACACGGUUGACACCAUCUGAACCAAAUAAGCUUAUCAUGGUUUCAUUGGACCACAGGACAUGGUUCCAGUAAUCCAUGUCCUUAGUCUGUUUGACUUUAGCAAACUGUUUGCGGGCUUUCUUGUGCAUCAUCUUUAGAAGAGGCUUCCUUCUGGGAUGAUAGCCAUGCAGACCAAUUUGAUGCAGUGUGUGGCAUAUGGUCUGAGCACUAACAGGCUGCCCCCCACCCCUUCAACCUCUGCAGCAAUACUGGCAGCACCCAUAUACAUUUAUUUCUCAAAGACAACCUCUGGACAUGGUUCAGAGCACGUGCACUCAACUUCUUUGGUCGACCAUGGCAACCUGUCCUGUGAAACCGCUGUAUGGUCUUGCCCACCGUGCUGCAGCUCAGUUUCAGGGUCUUGGCAAUCUUCUUAUAGCCUAGGCCAUAUUUAUGUAGAGCAACAAUUCUUUUUUUCAGAACUUCAGAAAGUUAUUUGCCAUGAGGUGCCAUGUUGAACUUCCAAUUACCAGUAUGAGAGAGUGUGAGAGCGAUAACACCAAAUUUAACACACUUGCCUAACAGACGCAGAUUGGGACAGAAUCAUCACCCACGUACAGAAAACACCAGGUUCGGCGAGACUCCAAGAAAACUCCUAUAAAAUCCUUACCAGGUGGUACAUAACCCCAUCCAGCCUCCAUGCAAGAGACCCCCAGAUCCCAGACACAUGCUGGCGAUGCGAAGAAGCGACAGGCACGUUCAAACACAUCUGGUGGGAAUGCGCUCGUAUUAGACCCUAUUGGGAGACGGUUCGGAAAAUAAUUCAAGACAUAACGGACGAGGCCCUGCCACAGACACCAGCCGCCUUUCUUCUCCAUCACACCACCAUGCCGACACCGGCCUACUCCAGAUCCGUCAUCCCGAGACUCCUAAACGCGGCCAAGGCAACGAUCCCCAUGUUCUGGAAGCAGACGUGUACACCACCCAUGAGACGAUGGAUAGAGGAAGUGGAAGAAGUGAGAAAAUACGAAGAUAUGAAAGCAAUCACCCCAAAACAAAAAGACAACUACACAAAACGCUGGUUCCACUGGCUCCGAAACAUCAACACGGACGACUUCUUACAACACAUAUCCGAACCAUAAGCAAAAGUGGGACGAGAGGCGCAGGGACACCCGGGGGAGCUCGGGUAGAGGUCCCGGGGGACGGCAGACCUGGAGCGGCGACGGGGAGUACGAUCCCACCGACUCACGAGACCUCCCUCCCCGCACCUCAAUGACCACACUAGACAUGAGACAGAGACCACGACAACCCUCCAAACCCAGACCCACCAAGGCUUUGCCCUAACCGCACUCCAACAGGAAGCAAACAUAAAGCUGGGGGAAAACGCACCACCCACAGACGCUCAAUGAACCACUAAUACAGCAACCCAUAAUCCGGAGACCCACGACCACCCAUACAACCACACAAGACCCAACUACCAACCAAAGACAAACCCCAACCCAGAGAACCCACCCACCCACAAGAACACAGGGUACACACCAGGGACACAUAACCCCUCAACAAGAGGGCCAAACUCACACAGGAACACCUGGCUCAUAACGGGAGACACCCCCCCCUGGAGACACCAAGACAGGGAGGCACAGGAAUUACACACACGAGAGCGAGAGCCGAGAACCACACAACACCCACUGCAGGAACCCAUAGAAAGGGCCGGGCAACAGGCUAGCCAUGCAGUAGACAAAGAUAGACAGGGCUCAGAUCAAAAGCGUAGUAGAAAAAGCUACUAGCAGACCCAUACUUCACCAAGCCUAACGAAUGCACCACCAAGGCCCACGGAGCAGUGAUCACCUGGACCGCCCUGACACACCCGACCAACUACGAGUCCAACAACAGCAAUAUCCAAGGCAGCCACACUACACCCAAAAGGGAUACAUUACCCCCCAAAAAAAAAAAAAACACCUAUCCCUAAGGACCCCGGGGAAACACACACAGGACACCGCAGACCUACCACACACCAGCUCGCACAUGACGAUAUAAGGAACCACUACAGCAUCAUACCAGAACAGGCCAACGUUUUUAAUACUAAUAUUUGAGCUACUGUGAAGACAGCACACCGACUACCAUGAUAUGGUAGAGCAAAACAAACAAUCAGCAUCUGUACAGACAUAUUGCCCGCCACCUCUGUUAUACGGGCAGAGCCAUUGACCAGGCGAUGUCGACGCACAAGCUUGAACUAAAAGUUUGAAAUCAAAGUACAUUAGCCUAAUUAAUAUAAACGUGAAAAUAAAAACAAUUUAACACAUAACACCUGCAGAAACCAACCAACACAAACACCAGCACACACCAGCUAACACAAUACAAAUCCACAAACCCGCUGAUACAAACUACAGCACGACCAAGCCAACACAAGACAACAAUAUAAACACAUUCACACACUUCUGCCAAAAAAUAAAAAAUAAAAAAAAUAAUCAAAUCUCACAGACACAUAAUGGUAGCCCACACACCACCUAUCGACAUCAUCACCAAAUUUAGAUAAUGUUUCAUAUUAGCAGAUAAUCCAUAGAAUCAAUACUGUUAAAUAUACGUAACAUAUGCUUUUAUACCUAAACUUUUCCGCCCUACCAGGCACCGACUGUUUGAAUUUGAUUCAUACUAUGCUUGUUGGUAAAUGCCUCUGACAUCUGUUAGAUAAGAAUUGCUUACCUCCCCUGCGUGGGAUGACCGCUUAUCCAACAUCGCAACUCUCACAACAUGUGCCAAACUAUUAGGCCAGAGGGCAAGAGUAAUUCAAGCUCAACAUACUGCUGUAUACUUUAUUUGAAUAUUUAGAUAAUGCCUCAUGUUAGCAGAUAAUUCAUAGAAUCAAUAUCGUUAAAUAUACGUAACAUAUGCUUAUAUACUUAAACUUUUCCGCCCUACCAGGCACUGACUGUUUUGAAAUUGAUCCAUACUAUGCUUGAUGGUUAAUGCCUUUGACAUAUGUUAACUAUGAUUUGCUUACCUCCCCUGCGUGGGAUGACCGCUUAUUGAAUGAACCAAUAAAACAGAUUUAAAACAAAUUUAACACACUUGCUCCCUAUUCACACCUGAGACCUUGUAACACUAACGAGUCACAUGACGCCAGGGAGGGAAAAUGGCGAAUUGGGCCCAAUUUGGACAUUUCCACUUAGUGGUGUACUCACUUUUGUUGCCAACGGUUUAGACAUUAAUGGCUGUGUAUUGAAUUAUUUUGAGGGGACAGCAACUUUCCACUGUUAUACAGGCUGUACACUUACUACUUUACAGUGUAACAGAGUGUCAUUUCUUCAGUGUUGUCAAAUGAAAAGAUAUAAAAUAUUUACAAAAAAUGUGAGCGGUUUAUUCACUUUUGUGAGAUACUGUGUGUGUAUAUAUAUAUAUAUAUAUAUAUAUAUAUAUAUAUUCAUAUUGUUUAAAUAAAUGAGGCAUCAUGAUAUUUUGAUUUUCUGUAGCAUGAAACGGUCACUGGAGCAACUAGAAUGUCCCUGAUAAGUCCACCACAAGAUGGACGUAUGGGUAAGUCAUCUACAAAAUCAAUGUUUUAUUUUUUAAGAAUUUAUGAACUUCACUGAAGCUCAUGGGCUCUCAGAAGCACUUUGUUAAGUGAAGUUCCUAUGUUCCAUUUUUUUUUCCCCCCAACAUGACUAGGGCUAUUUUAUUAACUCACCUUAGUUCACAAAGUGAUCUAAAAUCUGGAAAAAAAUUUGUAGUGUUUUACAAAAUUAUUCUUAACAGUAAAAAAAAGUUAAUAUAUUAUAAGUCUAAUAGGAUGGGAUAAGCGUUACACAAAAACAAAAUACUAUAUUUUCUAUGUAACAUAAAAUACAUACAGGGUUUUUUUUGUGUUUUUUUAUUCUUUAUUUUUGUCAUGACAGAGAAAGCGACAUGUCAAUAUUAUAUGGCUUGUGCAAAAGCUGAGUAACGGUAGUCACAUCUUUUUUAUGAUACAGAAAGGAAAAUCAUUAAAACGUGUUAAGUUUUACCGGCGUUGUCGCCAUCCGUCAGAGUUUUAGAUUUGAUAUACACAACAGAGAUAGUUAAACAUACAGACACUUAAUUGAGGGGAAUACACGUGAAAUAAAUGUAGUAAAUACAGGGACCAGUACCCUUAAGAGCAUAGGCAAUAUCAGACACCAGAGCUGUGGUGUUAUUAUCUGUCGGGUGGCGCGGGACAUGCCUGCGGGCAUCCUCAGUAGUAAUACAUACAUUUUUUAAUUAGGAAUUAUAAUUCUUUAUUUUUGUUUGUGCAAAAAGUAACAACAGGCGAGCAUAGCCACAAGAGCAUCUGCAGACAUUUUUCAUUACAUUUCAAAGUGUGGCAGUUAAAAUGGCACAAAUUUUUUAAAUAACAUGAGGUUAACGGGCUUUUAAACAUCAGUGGUUUAUAUAUUAGCAUGCUAGACUAAACAUAUAUAUAUAAAACAAGGUUAGUUGCGCUGAGGCUUCUAAAUAUUGAACAUUGCAUCGAUAAACUAGACAGCUGUUAUGAUUAGGGUGAGAUUACAUUGUCGACUACAGGGAAAUACCAGCAGAUUCACCAUCCGUUUGUACAAGCUUAAGGUGCCCCUUUAGUGAGGACUGGCUAAUAAAAUAUUGCAUGCGCUAUUAGAGUGGAAACAAGGUAGGCACCACAUUAGUAAACUGCAAGAGGUAAAGGUAAAAUAAAGACAUUGGAAGAACAUCUGUUACUCGAUGCUGAACUAACGGUCAGAGAUCCGUUCCUGCGAUAUAAGGUAUACUGUGAAAGUCCUGCUGUAACGAGACAUGCCUGGCAGGCUCCGGUCUCCAGUCUGUGUUCAUCCGAUCCCUUCCGGUCGCCAGAUGCAGUCUCCGGGAGCCCCUGUCUCCUGAGACUUCAGAGGUGUAGAUAUGACUAGAUGCCAGGUAUCUGGGUGGUAAAGUCGCGCUUUAGCAGUCGAUCGGCAUUGUCCUGGUGGGCAUGGCGCCUCUAGUCCGCUGUGGGGUUGUUGCAGCUUACAUUGGGGCUGUGUGCUUGUCAUGGUGAAGGCUCUACGUUUCUGCUUGCGCCACCGGACCUGUUUUCGGUGUCUCUUUGGGGGAUCUCUGGCGGCUAUCAGUCUGCGUCCCCUCUUGGUGCCCGGGAGUGUGGGUGGUGUAGGUGCAAGAGUGGUACAAUUAGCUUUAGCCGUGUUCAGUGCCCUCUCCGCAAUCCUGGUCCAGAAGGCAGCAAAAAUUGCAUCUAGCUUAGUCAGGGUGUAGUUUGGCGAUUUUCCGCUUGUCUCCAUGUUUGCUGACUGGCGUGUGGUAUCCGCCAUUUUGGAGUUAGGGACUCGUGGUGUUUGCAGUCUUUGGGACAUGAGUGUCAGCGGUGGGUAUGCUGCUGGUGCCGGGAUAUCCCCCACCGGCAGGGGGGGGGGAGAAGGCUCGUGGGUGGACCUCCGCAGUGUCUGAGUUUGCUUUCAGGGGGUUCCGGGCCGGGCGAUCGGCUGCCUCACCCAUGCCCUCACCUCCGUCCAGGCCGCUAUUCAGGCUAGUCGUCAUUGCGGUAGGCCCCAUCAAUUCAGCCCGCAUUCCUGGCGGCUUAGAGUUUCAGGAGUAACUUCUGUAUGUUCUCCUUUGCAGCCCCUACCAGGGUGAUGCAAAUUCAAACACUUUUGCAGCAUGAGAACUGGGGUUAAAAGUAAAGUAAAGUAGGAUUUCAGACAAGAGCUCUUGCUGCACGCGUCUGAUCAGCUCCCCAGCCAGGCUCCGCCCCCAAUACAUACAUUUUUUAACCACUUUUAGAGCAAGACAUGUGAGCUGACACCUUCAAUGCUAUAAACAUUUAAGUGUCAUAAAAACAUAAGUGAAUGCUGCUUGUUCAAUACCAAGAUUGAAACCUCUUUAAAGGGACAUCUCAUUGAAGUGAUCUGGAUGCAGUGUCCCUGUCCCCUUAACCAUGCAAUGUAAAACAUGACAUUUUAGAGAAAACUGUCUGUCUACCAGAGGACCCACAGAGUCUCUAAAAAUCCGAUAGGAAUGCAUUAAUUCAAUGCGAUCCUAUGGGUAAGGUCUAAUGUGCGUGCGGCGCUCGCCAUACAUGCUCAUUAGGUUCCUGAAUCACUGUGAUGUUGCCGGUGGUGGAGACUGACCCCGUGGGGAGGGACAGUGGUGCUGGAAUCAGGUAAGUUUAAAAAGGCUUAUUAACCCUUUACUCGCGAGUGGGUGUCGCAAGGGAGGGGGUCAGAGAGACACUAAAGUGCUAGGAAUACAGAUUUGUAUUUCUAACACUAUUGUGUUCCUUAAAGCAACUUGGCUGAAAGAAAAUUUUAUUCACCAGGUACCAAAUAAAUAUAAAACAGUAAUUGUAUUCUGAAAUGCACAUAGAUAAAAAAAUAUAUAUUAAAGGACCACUAUAGGCACCCAGACCACUUCAGCUUAAUGAAGUGGUCUGGGUGCCAGGUCCAUCUAGGGUUUACUGUGCCUGCUGUAAACAUAGCAGUUUCGGAGAAAUCAUUGACAGCCGCUAGAGGCGCUUCCGCGCUUCUCACUGUGAUUUUCAGUGAGAUCCACCUCCUGAUAGUACUGUGGGCACUGUUCGCGCAUGGAGCACGUCCUUAAAGGGAUACAAGGCAUGCUGUAACGUUGUACCAUUUCGACGUUGUCCAUAUCACUUGGAGUACCUUGUUCCUGCACGUUUUGAGGUUGCAGACAUGAUGUAUGCCAAUCAAUAAUCACCUAACACUAUUUAAAAUAUUUUUGCCUUUGUGAUUUCUGUUUUCAGUACCUGUUUAGCACGUUCCUAUAACUUUGUCUGUAUUUUUGGUAUUGAUCUUGGCUUGUUUUUAGAUAUUUAGCUCUCCUCCUCCUCUCCGCCUCCUCUCCUCUUCCUCGGCUGAAUGCGCAUGCAUUCAGCCAGUCUCAUAGGAAAGCAUUAUCAAUACUUUCCUAUGGACGCUGGCGUCUUCUCACUGUGAUUUUCACAGUGAGAAGCACGCAAGCGCCUCUAGCAGCUGUCAAUGAUACAGCCACUAGAGGCUGGAUUAACCCAAAUAUAAACAUAGCAGUUUCUCUGAAACUGCUAUGUUUAUAGAAAAAAUGGUUAACCCUAGCUGGACCUGGCACCCAGACCACUUCAUUAAGCCGAAGUGGUCUGGGUGCCUAUAGUGGUCCUUUAAGAAAAAAUUAUUUUGUCAUUUGAAGCAAAAUUAUAUUUAAAAAUGUUUAAAUGAGCAAGAUUGUUUUAUAAUCUUGAGCUGUAUGAUUUCACAAUUUUCAGGACACAUUUCAGGCAGAACUAUUCCAGGUCCAUUAAGGUAAGAAAACUGUUCUAAACUAAUUUUUGGUAACUACUGCAUAGUUCUUUCAAAAUGUUAAAAUCUGUGUUAAAGUAAUAGACCAGGCAGUAUAACCACUUUAGUGAUUAUGCUGCCAGUUUGACUUCUUACGGGGGGUCUGCCAGGUACUGAUCACUACCUCUGCGCAUGGAGCUUCCAUUGACUCCCCUGAGUUAAACCAUGCUUAUUGUUUAUUGACGGAGAGUGUCAGCUAGGCUCACAGUCAAUGUGCUAAGCCAUCUACUUCCAGGCUUGGCUCAGAGCAAACAGCUUCCAGCUGUCAUGGAGGCAUUAACCAACGUCGGACGCACCCUGGGAGGAAGUCAAACUAUUAGCAAUUGGCUUACAUUGUCUGGGCGCCAGGGCCAACUUUAUGGAGACUGUUUUUUAAAUAUUAGGAGAUUAUAUAUGGGGUAGAUAAAAACAAAAUGUGGCAUAACUUGACUGCAGAAAUGUCUUUUUGGACACUGAUUAGUGCUCGCUAGACACAACAUCAAUUUAAAGACAUAUAUUGACUUAGAAAACUAGGACAUUAAUUAGAGCCAAAAACCCUCAUUGCACAAGUUCAGUUUUACUAAGAUUAUUUUGACCGUUUGUCCAUGCUGCAGCACAGGAAUAAAAAACAUAGAUAAAUUAUAUUAAACCGCAACAAUACAGCUCAAGGGAACCUUUAAUGUGACCUGAAAGUGAUUAGCACUGAUCACUAUUUGACCGACUGUAACAGCUCAAGGAUCUGCAACAUGAGAGAGAGAUUUAUUUAUCAUGCUGUGAUCACACAGUACAGAGUGCGCAUGCAUACGUAGCAAUAUUUUGCCCUUACUCGAAUACAUAUAAAACUGUGGAAAUAAAAUUAUCCAAAACAGUUUACUAGAUUUCCACAAGGUGGCACACUUCAGUAAUAUAAUAAUAAAAAUACUGUUUUUGCCAAUGUUUAAAAGUAGCUUGUACCAAAUGUUUCAAUAUUAAACAAUCACACUUGACCUCUAUCACAGAAUGGCCUAAAACAUACAUACAGGAGACUGCUAGAGGUCAACACCUGAAAUAUGAAGAAAUAAAGAACAACAUAUUAUGGCAAAACACUGUAAAGAAAUGAUUAUUAAACUUUUUUUUUAAAGGGACUCAAGUGAUUUACAUGUUAUUUUUAAAAUGAUCUCACUGACCUAUUUGUCAGUCAAAAUAUAGUAUGUGGCAAAAUGAACUUGUUUAGACCAUCCACAAUUUUUAUAGGGUUUUCCACAACAAUGAGCAAUGUAGAACAAACUGUUGCGAUCACUUUAAUAGGUUCUGUUAAUUAUGACAAACAUACCUUGGAAUACCAUUUCAUUUUCCCAACAAAGAAUUUAAGUGAUACUUAUAUUAAAAAAAGUAUUUCAUAGAAAAAUGUUUUUUUUUUUACAGGUCAUCUAAGUUAGGAAGCUCACAACAGAUAAAUGCCCUCCGUCAAUUUUCACAAGACACAUUGCAAGCAAACAAAACAGCCGCUUGGGACAUGUCUACACAAAGGACACCUCAACUAUACCAGCGAACACCACAGUCAUCUCAGUCAACCGUGAUAAAACACCCCAUAAGUCUCAGUGGUUUCUUACAGAAACGCCCUUGA
Messenger RNA from Pelobates cultripes (western spadefoot toad), 20548 nucleotides. NCBI's taxonomy places the organism in Eukaryota, Metazoa, Chordata, Amphibia, Anura, Pelobatidae. The record is from the annotation of a GenBank genome assembly.